CUUUCUUUCUCAAACAAAGAUGAUUCUGGCAGAGGGACAAUACAUCUCGCAAUAUAAUUAGCAAAAAGAAUUAAAAGACAAAACUUUUAGACUUUAGUAAUUCCCUUGCUUGCUAAGCAAAGCUGUAUGAAGCACGAGUUUCAAUCUCUCUCUCUCUCUCUCUCUCUCUCUCUCUCUCUCUAUAUAUAUAUAUAUGUAUGUAUGUACGUAUGUAUGUAUGUAUGUCGCGCUGCUCGCGCACACAAUAAAGGGUAGCAGGAGCUGUCUUCCAUGGAGUUGGGACACUCUUAAGCCGCUUUCAUUACUUAAAUCACUUCUUCACUCCCUAAGUUAUUCUGUCGCCCUUAUUGCUUCUUGGCUUCCGCGAACUGGGCAAGCGCGGAGCUUAUCUCUUGGCUUCGUGGGUGCUUCUUGGUUCGGUUAAUACACUUGUUCCUGCCCAUUUGGUUGGCUUUGGGCUGUUUUCGUUAUGGGUUUUGAAACUCCCUUUAUGGGUUUCCUUCAGAAAUUGUAGUUCCCAAAGGUUUGGCAUCCCAAUAGGAAAAUGCACAUUUCCUUGUGGAAACUUCUUUAAUGGUUGUUUAGGGUUUGAUAAGUGGGUUUUGGAUUUGGGGAAUUAUAAGUCAAUCUAGUAAUUGACCACUGGAGGAGUUUUCUUGCUCAAUGCUCAGUACUAUUUAGAAGUUUGUGAUUGCUGUUCGUAUAAUGGAGUCUUGGAGCUAUGUUUCUCAAGGCAAAGGUUUUGUGUCUGAUGAAUCUGUUUCUGCUUCAGAUUUAACUGGAAGAGGGAAAAAUGGAUUGAUGGAUUGGGAAUUGAAAGGCCCAAGUUGUUAUGGGAGUAGUGUAGUGGGUUUCCGGGAAAAGAUGGGAAAAUCUUGGACCGUGAAUGACUCUGUUAAAGAUAUUUCAAGUUCUAGAAUUCUUGGUGAAAGAAUGACUACUCCAAUUACAUCCACUAUGAAUACGUUUUCAGGGGAGGAGGAGUCGAGUUCAAAGUUUUCAAGCUCGGUGGUGGAAUCCAACAGCCGGGAUACAUCACUCAUUGAUUUGAAGCUGGGGAGGUAUGCUGAUCAAAGAGAAUCUCAGAAUUUGAAAUCCUCCAAGGCGGCACCCGUGUUGUCUUCAGCAGAGUCAUCUGCCCCAGCUAAGAGGGUUCGGGCCGGGUUGAGUUCUCAGUCUCCCUUUUGCCAAGUUCAUGGGUGUAGGAAAGAUCUGAGCUCCUCAAAGGACUACCACAAGAGACACAAAGUUUGUGAGGUUCACUCCAAGACUCCCAAAGUCAUCGUGAAUGGUAUUGAGCAAAGGUUUUGUCAGCAGUGUAGCAGGUUUCAUUUGCUGUCUGAAUUUGAUGAUGAUAAACGCAGUUGUCGGAAACGCCUUGCAGGCCAUAAUGAGCGGCGAAGGAAACCUCAUGUUGGAAAUCACUCUGGCAGAAGUGGGAGGUUAUUUCAGUCAUUUAUUGGUUCUGCAGGUGGCAGAUUUCAGGGGAGUACUUUAACAACAUCUUCUUUUGUUUGCCAAAAUAUACUCCCUAACAACCUUCUGCACCCACAGAAAUAUGACAUGAAUGACUGGAGCAGGAACAUUAAAUUUCAAGAUGGAGCCAAUUAUUGUCCUCAAUCAGCAGUUCCCAUCACAAAUGGAAAUGUGCAUCCAAAAUUGCUGUUUCCUCACAGUUUUGAGAAACAUUGUCCUCCUUUCCAUGGAAAUGGACUUGAUUCAGCAUCAGAAAAAGGUUUUACCGAGAACAUUGCCCAAAACCAACAUGAUAUGGGGGCCUUAAAUUCUGUCACAGGUUCUUUGAUAUACAAUUCCUCUAUUGGAAGUGAAGAUUACAUUCAUUUUGACUUGGCAUCUACUGUUCAAGGCCCAUCAGGGAUGUCGGCCUCAAGUCAUGCUCUCUCUCUUCUGUCAUCUCAGUCACUGAAUUCUUCAAACCAUUCAUCAGGAAUUCCAGUGGCUCAACCCAUGAUUGUAUCUGGCACACAUGGUAAUUACAAUGUUAGUAUCAUCUCUGAAAAGCCCUUGAAAGUGACCCCACAGGGUUCCACCAGCGGAUUGCCACAUAAGUUCAAUUCCACUGGCAUGAAUUCUGCGGAGGAUCAUCACUUUGGUCCCACACUAAUUCCAAAUGACAGUUAUGCUUUCAACUUCACUGAUGGAAUUUUCCAAGGGUCAGAAUAUAUGAAUAGCAAGGAUCAACUUUCUUAUGACGAAGUACAUACCAUUGAUUUGCUUCAACUGUCAUCUCAACUUCAGAGGGUGGAGCAUCAAAGGCAAUCUAUACAGGUGAAACAGGAAAAGGAUAAUCUCUGUGGCCUCAAGAUCAUUUGAAUGGUUCUGGAAUAAGGGCAGCUCAGGAAAAGUAUCGCGCAACCUAAGAAUACGAGUGAAGCCUUCUCGGGGACAACCAGUGCAGGAAAGGGAAGCAAUUAUGGGGCUGUGGCAUUCAUUCUGUGUUUAUUUAUGCUGUUAGCGAUAUAAUCUACUGUAUUACUCUCCCUGGUGUUCCAGGAACUUGCUCCUCUUCUUAGCAUGAGUUGCUAUUCAUGUGUACUUGUGCAUAAAUUUGCUGUUUCACUUUAACUAAAUUUAUCUUAUUCCUGCAUCAAAGCUCUCAUCUGAAUUUAAGGUUUCGGUUUAGGGACUGGGCAUGUAACACUAAUUAGCAUAAACCAUCUUGCAAGAGUUCUCGA
Molecule: messenger RNA, 2696 nt
Organism: Diospyros lotus (date-plum)
Lineage: Eukaryota; Viridiplantae; Streptophyta; Magnoliopsida; Ericales; Ebenaceae
Product: squamosa promoter-binding-like protein 6
Exons: 5
Coding region: 706-2334 (542 amino acids)
Cellular component (GO): nucleus
Molecular function (GO): DNA binding
Source: RefSeq, a predicted model, not a curated record